This is a messenger RNA of Purpureocillium lilacinum, 600 nucleotides long. RefSeq lists its product as uncharacterized. Lineage: Eukaryota; Fungi; Ascomycota; Sordariomycetes; Hypocreales; Ophiocordycipitaceae. The record is from RefSeq and is a predicted model, not a curated record.
AUGUCCUCGGCGCAGACACAAACCCGCGCGCAGCCGCCGGACCACCACGUCGACGAAGACGUCGACGCCGACGCCGCCAUCGACGAAGAGGACAUCACCCUGCGGUGCUGCGCGCCCGUCUACGCCCUCACCGCGCCCGUCGAGGUCGGCGAGAUAGGAUCCGGCGGCCGCGCUGGCUCGUCGGCCUUCUUCGCCUGGCCGCUCCUCGGCCCGCUGCUCUUCCCCAACGAGACGAGCGACGCGCGCGACCACUGCGCCAACGAGCGAACCUUCCUCUCGUACCUCCGCAUCGCCAUCUACCUGGCCGUCCUCUCCGUGGCCAUCACGCUCUCCUUCCACCUCAAGAACCAGCCCACCAACCUCGAGCGCCGCAUGGCCAAGCCCCUCGGCAUCAUCUUCUGGGGCCUGAGCGUCGUCACGCUCGUCAUCGGCCUGGGCAACUACAUGAAAACGGUCAACAAGUAUAGCCGCAGGGUGGCCAUUGUGCAGUCCGGAUGGAGGACGCAGUUGGUCCUGGGCAUGCUCGCCGGCGCCAUCAUCGGCACGUGCAUUGUCCUUCUCGUGGUGGAAAAGCUGCGACCAAGCGAAAGUUCGCUGUGA